CCCCCCCAGCAGAGGGGCGGUGGCCGUGCUGGCUACUCCGAGCGCAUUGACGGACAGAGGGACAGAGAGACAGGGGUAUCGGCAGGCACACGUCCAGGCCAUGCCCGGGGAGGCUGCGGGCGCUGAGCUGCCGCUGCCUGAGGCAGGAGGGUCUGGAUCCCGCACAGAUCUCCCAUGUGAUGCAGCUAUUGCAACCAUCCUGAAAGGGGACCAACGGGAGCCCCAUGGCCUGACCCCAGGGCCUAGCCCUCUGGCGCUUACAUUCCUGUCCAGCAAGCCAGGUGCCCGGCCCCAGCCUGAGGGGGCCAGCUGGGAUGCAGGGCCCAGUGGGGCUGCCUCAACCUGGGUGGACCCGGCAGAGGGCAGCCCGAGCCUAGUGGUCCUCCCUGAGGGCCUGCCUCUCCAGCCUGUGCCUGCCGAUGUCCCUCUCCCCACCACCCUGGAGCCCCGCAUCGUGAUGGGUGAGGAAACAUGCCAGGUCCUCCCUUCACCCAGGGCAGCCUGGCCAGUGCUCAGGGACCGGGAGGGUGGGCACACUGCCCUGCACCCACCUCCGGAGCUGUGUUCUCAGGGUGAUCCUCCUGUGCCUUCCCCUCCCCCUGAUCUCGAUUCUUACUUCACACCCCCCUCUACUCCCACCAAGACCACCUAUGCCCUGCUUCCUGAUCAUGGGCCCCACAGGGGUGCCUGGGGUCUGGAGGCCGAGCUGCUGGAUGAGUUACUGGACUCAACACCAGCCUCACCCUCCGGCUCCUACAUUACGGCAGAUGGGGACAGCUGGGCUUCAUCGCCUUCCUGUUCCCUCAGUCUGCUGGCCCCCGCCGAAGGGCUGGACUUCCCCUCCGAGUGGGGCCUCUCCCCAUCAGGGUCAGUGGUAGAUGAACUAGAGCCCCACCCCACAUCACCUCCUGAGCCACCAUCCUCUGAGUCCAGCCUCUCAGCAGACAGCAGCUCUUCCUGGAGCCAAGAGGGCCAUUUCUUUGACCCAAACUGCCUGGCCAACGACCCGAUGAUCCCUGCCGCCCUCCUGCCCUUCCGGGGUAGCCUCAUCUUCCAGGUGGAGGCUGUGGAGGUGACACCAUUGCCCCAAGAGGAGGAGGAGGAGGAUGAAGAGGAGGGAGCUGCUGCUGCUGCUGCUGCUGCUGCAACCCCGGAUGGAGACCUGGCUGGAGAGGGUGAGGACGACAGCACAUCUGCCUCCUUCCUGCAGUCGCUGUCCGACCUGUCCAUCAUCGAGGGCAUGGAUGAGGCCUUCGCCUUCCGGGACGAUACCUCGGCGGCCUCCUCUGACUCAGACUCAGCUUCCUACGCAGGGGCAGACGAUGACAGGCUGUACAGUGGGGAGCCCCAUGCCCAGCCCAGUGUUCAGAAUACAGAGCAGGAGUACAGGAGCAGGACCGCAUUUCCAGGGGCAGCAGAGUUCACACCUCAGACAUCAGAGCAAGAGAUCUGCCUAACCGAUAGCCAGGAGUUGGCUGCAGAAAUAGCAGAAGAGAUUCUAACUUUAGGCAUAGAGUCCGAAGCUACUAGGACGCCUCCUGAUCGGCAAACAGCUCCAGACCCCCAGGUGGAGGAAGCUACCACAGUGACCCCAUGGGUGGAGAACAAAGAUGACUCGGUUGCUGAACAAGCAUCCAAGGCUCUUCCUGAGCCCUGCCAGAAGGGGAUAAGCAUGAUCUUAGGCUGUAAACCCCUCACUGCAGAGGCAAUUCCAGAUCUGCAGGAAGGAGCAGGCCCCGCCAUGUGUCCAGUCCUUCCUGAGAACUUGAAGGAAGGAGGCCAGGGCCUUCCCUCCACAAUGGAGUAUGUGACUGUGGCUUCAGUGGGGCCCUGGAAGGCUGAGGGAGGUGUAGCAAUACCGCAGGACCCCCUUAUGACAUUACCCCUACUCUUGCAAAAUACAGAUCCCACCUCGGGCCCCGAGUCUGUGGCUGUAGUCAUGCUAGAGCCCCAGCAAGAUGAGGGAUGUGUCACAGUACUCCAGGAUGUCCCUGUGCUAUCACUUCCACCCCUACAAAGUACGGAUCCAACCCCAGGUCCUGAGGCUGGGGCCGUGGCUACAUUUGAGUUCCAGCAGGCUAAGGAAGGUGUCCCAGAGCUCCAGGAUACCCCUGUGGCAUCAUCCCCAGCCCUGCAAGCCUCAGACCCCACCUCAGAGCCAGAACCUGAGGCUGUGCUCACGCUGAGGUCCCAGCAGGAUGAAGAGAUUGUCACAGUACCCCAGGAGUCUCCUACAGCAUCAUCUGUACCCCUGCAAGCCUCAGACCCCACCUCAGAGCCAGAACCUGAGGGUGCCACACUGAGGUCCCAGCAGGAUGAAGAGAUUGUCACAGUACCCCAGGAGUCUCCUACAGCAUCAUCUGUACCCCUGCAAAGCUCAGACCCCACCUCAGAGCCAGAACCUGAAGCUGUGCCCACACUGAGGUCCCAGCAGGAUGAAGAGAUUGUCACAGUACCCCAGGAGUCUCCUACAGCAUCAUCUGUACCCCUGCAAAGCUCAGACCCCACCUCAGAGCCAGAACCUGAGGCUGUGCUCACACUGAGGUCCCAGCAGGAUGAAGAGAUUGUCACAGUACCCCAGGAGUCUCCUACAGCAUCACCUGUACCCCUGCAAAGCUCAGACCCCACCUCAGAGCCAGAACCUGAGGUUGCUGCCACACCGAGGUCCCAGCAGGAUGAAGAGAUUGUCACAGUACCCCAGGAGUCUCCUACAGCAUCACCUGUACCUCUGCAAAGCUCAGACCCCACCUCAGAGCCAGAACCUGAGGUUGCUGCCACACUGAGGUCCCAGCAGGAUGAAGAGAUUGUCACAGUACCCCAGGAGUCUCCUACAGCAUCAUCUGUACCCCUGCAAAGCUCAGACCCCACCUCAGAGCCAGAACCUGAGGUUGCUGCCACACGGAGGUCCCAGCAGGAUGAAGAGAUUGUCACAGUACCCCAGGAGUCUCCUACAGCAUCAUCUGUACCCCUGCAAAGCUCAGACCCCACCUCAGAGCCAGAACCUGAGGUUGCUGCCACACUGGAACCACAGCAGCCUGAGGAGGGCGUCACCAGACCCCAGGUUGCCCCAGUAGCAUUACCUUCACCACUGCAAGGCUUAGAUUCAACCUCAGACCUAGAAUCUGUGGUUGCAGGCACAAUGGAGUCCCGGCAGGAUGAAGGGAUUGCCACAGCAACCCAGGACAUGCCUGUGGUGGCACCCCCACCCCUUGGAGGUAUAGAGUCCACCUCAGACCCAGAGCUGAGUGCUCAAGACACCCCUCAGGCCCUGCAGAGAGAAGCAGGCUACACCCCGGGAACCAAGCCUUCUGUCUCUGAGGCCCAUCAGGAAUUAGGUGUGGCCUUAGGACCCAGGCCAGUGCCUAAGAAACAGGAUGCAAAGCCUCCACACUCUGAGCUCCCAGCUUCAGACCAAGCCCAACAGAAUGGCUCAGAGCCAGUUGUAAAGAAUGACAACCUUGGGGCUCCAGGAGACGAGUCAGGUCCCACUUUGAGCACAAAGACCCCUGAGCCCCUAUCCUGUAUGGGGGAGAAAGUAACUGAGAACCUAGCUGCACCCAAGCCAGGAGCACGUCUUGAAGCCCACGAUGGGGCCAAGACACACUCACCUCAAAGACAGGCCUCGAGGGCCAAGAACAAGUGUGGGAGAGGCCCCAAACCACCAGGGCAGGGAAAGGGGUCCAAGUCAACAGCAUCGCAGGGCACCACGGAGGCCUUCAAGGCGCAUCCUGCUGCAUGCUCUGAGACCAGCCAGCCACAGCUGAUGAACUCCGCUGGGGAGGGAACAAGCCUGAGUGUCAAGGACUCCUCAGGCCCCAGGCUUCCUGUGGCUGUAUCUGUACAAUCCAAGCUUGGUUCCUGCCCAGGGUCCCCAGCAAGAGCCACAUGCACACUGAGCAGGGUCUACUCUGAAGAGACUGCCAGGUGUGCACCACCCUUUCAGCACCCGGAGCCUGUGCUAGGCCUAGGCAGCAGAGAACAGCCCAAGGUGACCCUUGGUACCCUUAAUCUCUCCUCAGAAAACUCUGCAGGUGACCUGCUCACCACACCUCAGAAUAGGCUUCUGGACCCUGACCCUGACCCUGACCCUUCUGCUCCCAGUGCCCUCGACAGGGCAUUCCAAUCAUCCCCAGGGCCCCCAGACCCUUGCCUGUGCCCCACUUCCCAGAAAGCCCCUGUGGAAGAGGAGAAGCCCUCAGCCUCUCGUGGUCUGAGGUCUCGGGCAGGAGCCCAGGGAGCUGCUGCCAUUACCACCUCAGGAUCCACAAAGCCUCUGGGAGCCCGGCAGCGUGUCAGCCUCUCGCCUCACUCCGCCAAUCCCAAGGUGACCCCCACAGAUGCCAAAGACCCGGCUUGCAUCAUCUCAAGCCCCUGCCAAGUGCCUCCUCCCUCUGGGACCCAAAACCCAUCGGGCCCUCGAGGGUUCCCAGCUCAUGAACAAGAGGAUGAGGACAGCCUGGAGGAAGACUCGCAGAGGGCCCCAGGCUCCGGCCAGCAUUCGGAGAGCCACGGGGAGUCGUCGGGUGAGCUGGAUGAGCAGGAUAUCUCACCUCAGAAAUCGAAGUGCCCGGCACAGGACCCAGCUGGCAGCAAUGAGGAGACCACUGCCAAAGCCAAGCAAAGCCGCAGCGAGAAGAAGGCUCGAAAGGCAAUGUCGAAACUGGGCUUACGGCAGAUUCAGGGAGUCACCAGGAUCACCAUCCAGAAGUCAAAGAACAUCUUGUUUGUGAUUGCCAAGCCAGACGUCUUCAAGAGCCCCGCCUCAGACACCUAUGUGGUCUUUGGUGAGGCCAAGAUUGAGGACCUGUCCCAGCAAGUACACAAAGCAGCAGCGGAGAAGUUCAAGGUGCCCUCAGAGUCCUCAGCCCUGGUCCCUGAGCUGGCCCCUGGGCCCCGGGUGAGGCCAGAGUGUGAGGAGCAAGAGGAGGAAGACGAGGAGGUAGAGGAGGCCGGACUAGAACCUCGUGACAUUGAACUGGUGAUGGCCCAGGCCAAUGUGUCCAGGGCAAAGGCUGUGCGGGCCCUGAAGGACAACCACAGUGACAUUGUCAAUGCCAUCAUGGAACUGACAAUGUAGCUGCUGACCGGAAGCGGGGGCCGGUCUGCCUCUCCUCAGCUCUGCAGCCCAAUAAAUCGGUGUCACAUGAUCA
Molecule: messenger RNA, 5150 nt
Organism: Rattus rattus (black rat)
Lineage: Eukaryota; Metazoa; Chordata; Mammalia; Rodentia; Muridae
Gene: Nacad
Product: NAC alpha domain containing
Biological process (GO): protein targeting to membrane
Cellular component (GO): cytoplasm; nascent polypeptide-associated complex
Source: RefSeq, a predicted model, not a curated record